Molecule: messenger RNA, 2423 nt
Organism: Dicrocoelium dendriticum
Lineage: Eukaryota; Metazoa; Platyhelminthes; Trematoda; Plagiorchiida; Dicrocoeliidae
Source: the annotation of a GenBank genome assembly
GCCGGACGUCUUCAGUUGUUGCCCACUUGACAUCAUGACUACAAAGGCAUGUGCAACCGCUUCACUCGUUAACAUGCAUUGCUGUCCCCGGUGCGUACUCCGCUUGUUGCAUGGCGACAGCAUCAGCAGUUGUAGAAAUGUGGUAAUCAACGCGAAGGAUGCAACACGUGAAUCACCCAUCUGUCCAUUCUGUUGCGGGCUGUUGCAUCACCCGUCGUUGUGCACUCUGACGGAGGAUUGCGUCCCGAGCGGGGGGAUUCCGAACGUGCUGCACUCGAUUGUCGCAAAGCUACGCUGUUCAGAGUAUGAAUUUUCGGCUUGUCAGAUCAAACUUGUAGGUCUCUGGCGUGUGAACUGAUUCUAAUCGGAUCGAUGGCCCGGUUGUUCUACCUUCCUUCCGAGAAAAGCGUAGCCCCACAUCAACGAGUGUCCCUGUGGGGUUGCUGAUCCUCUUGCUUUGGUUAUUCGGGAUGAGAUCAUGUUGGGCGUAGUAUUGCAAUCAGCUGAUUCCGACGUUGGCCAGUCUACUACGGAAUGUCAAGUCCCGUCACUUAAGCGGGACGUGAAGUUUUCUGGCCAAAGCAAACUGCCGGCUAAAGUGGUUUGGAGGUGGAUCAUCGAAUCCCAACUGUCCUCAACUCUGAAGGUCCCGUUCAUUAGUUCUUUACAAGAUUUGGAUUCCAUGCAGGGCCACAAUUUGACAUUUUUGGCAGUCAAUUCACUUCUGGUGAUUGAAAUCGAAUUGGCUCACUCUCAAUCGGAACAAGAAGGCCAGCUUAUUCUGGAGCACGCCUGCCUUGCUGGUCCUGCCAGCAUACGUGCUCAAGCCUUAGGACUGCUCAACGCGAAGUCGAAAAGUAAACGAACUCGCUACCAGCGACGUGCCGGUCACGAUGACACAAGUAGGCCCUCGACUCCCUCGGAUGAAUUAUUGUCCGCAUGCAGGUUCUCUAAAACGAAAUUGCAAUUACUCUUCUCGGCACUAUCCAACUGUGCAAGCAAGGUACAAUUCAGUCUACCCUCUCCUACAACGAUUCCGUUUUUGGCUGAUUUGAAACUCGGUCGAUUGGCUCCUGUUAUUCUGGCUGGGCGCUAUGUGAAGUUAAGUCGUCGUCUCCCGCAAACUCCCUGGAUAGUGGACAAUGUACGCAAACUGCCAUCUUCUGUUGAGGAGCUCAUAGUGCUACCCAUGAAAGAAGUAUUUGGACAGAGUUCAAUUUUCACCUUCACUGCAUCGGGUCGAGAGGAUGUCGACGUUCGUUGCCUAGGGCUUGGCAGGCCCUUCAUCCUGAAGAUUGAAAACUAUGAAGCAUCAUUAGAAAAAGUUAUUUGUUUGUACUCCGAGAAGCACGGUAACCGCGGUUCGAAACUAGAUGUUACGUUGUCACCUUCAACCGAUAAUCAAACGUUGUCGAACAUAGACCUUCUCAGCUUAGCCACUCUUGUUAACUCCCGCGCGGGAAACAAGCUAUUUAUAAGAGACUUGCAGGUCGUACGAUGUUCCGAUGAUUGCCACGCGGUCAAGCGUGGAGAGCUGGAGAAACCAAAAUGCUACAUGGCCGUCUGCUGGUGUCCACAAGGUGGACUCGAUAUUCAAUACAUCGAGCGCAUGCGAGCGUACUGCAACCAUCAGAACUCGGCUUUCCCUACUGUUCCCAUUUCUUACCCUUCUGAUUCCACCCAUACUUGGGACUUAACCAAAACGUUGUGGCAGUUCGGUCCCAUUACUCUGGUGCAGCGUACCCCCAUACGCGCGCUUCAUCGCCGGUCUGCACUGGAAAGAGUCCGAAGCGUACAUCUCCUGCGACUACUGGACUAUCGAGCUUUUAUGUGCAAUGUUCCUCUCGAGCUCGACGAUUACCUGUCUUGGAGCAACGUGUAUCCGGCAGAAGAGCUUUUCAUCAUAGACUUGCGUUGUGACGCUGGUACCUAUGUGAAAGAAUUUAUCCAUGGUGAUCUGGGUCGAACUCGUCCUAGUUUGGCGAGCAUAUUUCAGUGCCAAGUGGAUAUUCUAGCUCUGGAUGUUGUCUCCAUUGAGUUAGACUGGCCUCCUCGUCUUGAUGACCCGAAAUUUCUUCCCUGAAACGGUUUGUAGAUAUUUCACCCACUCUCUAUUCGACACUGCUAAUCCCUUGCACAGUGGUUCUUGUACGAUGUUAAAGAUUACGUAUUGUUGCUCAUUGUUUUCUGUUUUCUUCCGUGUCAUUGCAAAGCGUAACCACCAAGUUAACUAGAUCAUUAUGUUGCUAGCCCGAACUUCAUCUGUGAAUGUCGUCUUUGUUGAGCGCGCCUCACAUCGGUUACACAUCGUCCACAUCACCAUUCCCGUGAUGCCAGUUUUAUUUGCACCCUCCCUCUUAUGAACAAAUCAAUGAGUCUUUAUUCUCCCGGAUGAGGGGCACGCCUUUUUCCGCAUGAUAAUG